CAGUGUAGGAAUUGAGUCACUGGUCCUGACCCCUUCCAAAUUUAUUUCCCAGUGCUUCAACACCAAAGACCGCCCCCACGCCAUCACAUCGCGACAACAGCAUUGCGCUCCAUCGCAUCGGCGUCUUCGACCCCCACACGUAUUCCGCGACUGCUGCCCUGCCAGGUCUCCGGAUAGCUUCGCUUCACCUCCACCGGCGCAUCACAAGUGACCUUGCGUGCCACCUCUCGAACUCUUCCUCCCUCUCUCUCCCUCUCAACCCUCCUCGACAUCACCAUGGCCACCGGCGACCUCACACCGACAGGCGACGGCCAAAAGGCCCAGGGUUCCGACAUUCCCAUCCGCAACAAGACGACGGAUGCAUUCGACAUCGUCUCGACGUACCACUCCCUCCUCCAAGACCCCGACCUGACAAAACCCGUCGCCGCCAUCGAGGCCCUCAUUUCGCUCCUCAACGCCUCGGGCACCACCACCGUCUACGAGACGCUCGACCUUGUCAAGCGCGCUUCCAACACGCUUCACGCCUCCGUCAACAACCCCGUUCCCCUCCAGGCCGGAACCGACCUAUUCCUGCAGUACCUCGUCUCCUCGCUUAAGCAGCAGGAGGGAGCCCCGUUCGCCAGCGCCGCCACCGCGAACCCGCACCAGUCCUUCGACGCCGUCCGCACCCACCUCCUCCGCAACGGUCGUCUCUUCGCCUCGCGUGCCAUCGCUGCACGCGACCGCAUCGCCGACGCCGGCUGGCGCUUCGUCCGCGACGGCAAGGUCGUCCUCACCCACGGCGCCUCGCGCGCCGUCUCCACCCUGCUGUUCCGCGCCGCCGACCAGUUCGGCGCCGGCGGCGUGCGCUUCAAGGUCGUCUACGUGCGUGACGAGCACCGCCCGGCCGAGUCGGACCGCGUCGUUCGGGAGCUCCGCGAUAAGGGCAUUCCCGUUGCCGAGAUCGCCGAGCCCGCCGUCGCCCACGUCCUAGGCCUGCUGCGACAGGUCCACAUGGUCUUCGUCGGCGCCGAGGCCGUCACCCAGAAUGGUGGCAUCAUCUCGCGCAUGGGCACCUACCAGAUCGCCAAGCUGGCCAAGCAGGCCGGUCUUCCCUUCUACGUCGCCGCCGAGUCCCACAAGUUCGUGCGCAAGGUCCCUCUAGACCAGCGCGACCUGGGCUUCAAGCAGCAUGUGUUGGACUUCCGGACGGACGGCGCGAGCGUGCAGCCCGAGGACGCCGUGGAUUACACUCCCCCCGAAUUUAUCUCAAACCUCGUGACGGAAAACGGCGUCAAGCUGCCCAGCUACGUCUUCGAACAGCUCCUCGACAUCUACGGCAGUCUGAACGGUUGAGUGGUCAUGUGAAACGAAACGCCUUGGUUGCAAUCGGAAUGCGACUUCCAUAUGAAGAUGAUUGAAGCCGUGGGGGAAGGAAAGGUGGGAAGUCCAUCCAGUGCUUUUUCAGCGGAUGCGGUGGGGCCCCGGGCAGGCUCGGAGCGAAGGCCGGCCGUAUUGCGGGCCCGGACGUGAAAAAUCGUGAAAACCGGCUUUUGGCGAGGUUGUGGGGUAGCCGAAAUCUCCGGAGAAAUCCCGGCUCGGCGGUCGGGAACGCGCGCGCACGACGCUUUGGCUCCGGACGGUCCGAGGUUCAGACAGGCGGGCGGUUGUGAGCGAGGUAUCCUAUCCGUCAGGCACUUGUCGGCCGGCCCAAUGGGGGCAUGUGUACAGCGAGGUACCUUUUGUCGGCGACGUUGCCCAGUCGAAUACAUUCCCAGAUACCUAUGUUAAAUCAUCCAUUACUUCCUCUGCCGAACCAUCGCGGCGUCACUAUGACACCAGGAACCAGAACAACUUCCGCAGGAGAACAGG
This is a messenger RNA of Colletotrichum destructivum, 1851 nucleotides long. RefSeq names its product Putative nagB/RpiA transferase, translation initiation factor eIF-2B subunit alpha. NCBI's taxonomy places the organism in Eukaryota, Fungi, Ascomycota, Sordariomycetes, Glomerellales, Glomerellaceae. Bases 277 to 1335 code for a protein of 352 amino acids. The transcript is spliced from 4 exons. Gene Ontology annotation, biological process: translational initiation. Gene Ontology annotation, molecular function: translation initiation factor activity; guanyl-nucleotide exchange factor activity. Gene Ontology annotation, cellular component: eukaryotic translation initiation factor 2B complex. The record is from RefSeq and is a predicted model, not a curated record.